UUUCGUUGAGCUUUACUACAGUUGUUGGGAUCAAAGAUCAAAUUACAAAGCAACAACAGAGCCAACGUGUACACUACAAAACAGAAAACGCUAAAUUAAUGGUUUUGGUAUUUAUUUCGUGCUUUUUUAUGUAGCAUAACAUGACUUAUAUAUGAAAAAACUUGGUACUCAUGCAAUCCAACCAACCCACGGCAAUUGAAAUACGGAAUGACCGCCUCUAGUCAAGCCGUUCAAGGUCGUUGAAACGAAAGGGCGGGCACAUUUCAAAAGGACCUAACGUUUAAACCUUGCCCAAUGCACAUUUAUCACCAGAUGUAGGUAUCGAGACCUAGCCAAAAGUUUAGUGAAUUCCGGGAUGACUGGUUCUUCACGUUUACGAAAACCAAUAUCACCAUCAUGGUGCAAACCAGUAAUGCUUGUUGGCAAUAAUUUAUAAUUUCGAACUUUUCCUACUUUACUAUUCUCUCUCUGCGAUAUAAACUUAGUGUCCGAUUUCAUUGCCCUGCAUAGAGUCAUUCCGUUUGUAACUGCUUCAUGGUUUGGUUUCAUCUACCGUUAUUUCGAAGUUUCAAUUACGUUAAUCGGAAAUUACUGUCUACGCAUGUUAAAUUGAGUCCAUUAGCCGAUGCUUUUAAUUACCAUAGUUUAAAAACAAAGGAUGAACAUUUAAGCAAAAGGACAGGACUUUUUGGCCACCCGGUUUUGACCUCUCCUCAUAGUUUUCAAAGUCUGGUUGAAUCUACUAUCGGAGAGUGUCAUGUGUUGUGUGAUGAAGCUACUUCUCAGACAAGAGUUAGGAAAAUAGUCCAGAUAUUAGACGAUCUAUCCGAUACAUUGUGUCGAGUUGCUGAUUUAUCUGAUUGUAUACGAAUGCUUCAUCCAGAUCAAGCAUAUCGCUAUUCUGCACUGAAAGCAUGUCAGUCAAUUGGUCAACUUGUUGAAGAAUUAAAUACUAAUUCAAACUUAUAUAAUGCCUCUGUUCGUGCAAGUAGUUCAUCUCAAGUGGAUAAAUUAAUUCCAGAUACACAUAUGGAUAAUGUUGAUAGGCGUGUACUCGAUUUAUUUGUAGCUGAUUUUGAACUAUCUGGUGUACAACUGCAGGAUCCCUGUCGACACGAACAAUUUGUGCAUGCUGCUUCAUUUGCCUUAAAUUGUGGUGCUAAAUUUAUUGAAGGUUGCCAUAGUACAGUAACUUAUCCAUCGAAGUAUUCAGCAAAUAGUUAUUCAAAUUCAAUUGAACUUGUUCAUCCACUUAGUGAUCAUCCAGAUCCUUCUAUCCGUUUAUCAACCUAUUGUGCAUAUUAUGCACCCAUUCAAGGCCAAGAAAAGUGUCUAGAACAACUUUUGAGUGCACGACAUGAAAUGGCACAAGCAGCUGGCUUUCAAAAUUAUGCUAAACGUGCCACGCUCUAUAGUUUAGCUGAAACACCUGAGAAUGUAGACGAAUUCCUUCAGCAUGUUUGCAAGAAACUUCGUCCUAUUUCAACUGAAGUAGCAAGAAAACAGUUAUUACCAAUCAUAAAAAACUCUUAUCGAAAAACGAAGAUGCACAACUUGCAAACGGAUCGUAAUGCAAAUUUAAUUUGGCCUAGUGAUUUACCCUUUGCACUUGGUGUUAAACGCCAGGCAUUAUGUAGUCGUCAUUUGACAGAUUAUUUUUCAUUGGGUGCAUGUAUGGAAGGUGUAAGUCAAUUGGCCAAUUGUCUAUUUGGAUUACGUCUAGAAGUUGUACCGGUACAACCUGGAGAAGUGUGGCAUCCAUCUGUUAUCAAAGUUCAUGUCUAUUCGAAUAAGAAUAAUUCAACAGAACCAAUUGGAAUAGUCUAUUGUGAUCUGCUUGAUCGUCCUGGUAAACCUGCCCAAGAUUGUCAUUACACUAUACGUGGUGGUCGAUGCCUAAAUAAUGGUUCUAGUAAUCGAUCAUAUCAAUCUCCAAUUAUAACACUUCAAUUGACGGUAUCUCCGCCUGAAUCGAAUUCUAAACCACCACUUCUUAGUAUAGGACAAGUUGAAAAUUUAUUUCAUGAAUGGGGACAUGCAUUACAUUCUAUGCUUGCACGUACACGAUAUCAACAUGUUACUGGGACACGAUUAUCUAUAUCUAUCCAUAUUGUUAGUGGAUUAUGCUGUCACUUAAAUGAACAUUGAAAAAUCAAUUGAGGUGAUCGGGACAUGUGUUAUAUAUACCUAACUACCACCUACCUCGACGGGGAAUGUUGUCUGGUAUAGGAGUAGACUGAUAGAAUACUAAUAAGUAGCUAAACCAAAACAUGACACCAAUCCAUAAAGUCAAUGGUAAUUGAACUGAGCUAUUUUAAUAGAUGUAGACACUGUGGUUGAAAUUUGGGUGGUUAUUAUAGCCAGUGGUUAGAGUCUUUGAAUGAAAUGACUCAAAAUUAUUCGCAGUGGUGCAGGCGCAUUCAUUUUUUAUCUUCACUUAUAACCUGAAUGCCAAAAUAUCUUUGUAUUUCUUUUCCCAUUAUUAUUGUUACUAUUAUUAAUUCUAACAUUCUAGGAAUUUUAUUUUAAAAUAACUCACUGUGUUAAUAUCAUGUGGCAAUUUUAACUAAUGCACAAAUGUGUCAAGUUCUACGUUGUAUAUAACUAACUGACAUGUAUAUUUUGUAUUUUAUUCAGAAUUUUAAAACAAUAUGUAAAUAAAUUCAUUAUGAGACAAACAUUCAAUAAGUAAACGAGAAGAUAAACUAUGUUACUACUGUGACAAUUAGAUAUAAAUUCAUUUAGCAAUUUUAUACGAUAGUUAAACCGUAUUAUUAGUCAACUGCAGAAAUGUUUUAUAUUCAAUAAUUAUACAUCAAAACUACUGUACAAUUUCAACUUUACUAUUAAUAAUAUUCUACAUAUAACUACAUGGUAUCCAAUAAUUGUACUAAUCAAGUGUUACACUAUUUAAUUGUUUAAAUUUGUCGAUUAAACCUUAGAUAUUUUGGUCAGCUCUAUAGAUUAAUAAUAUCUUUUCCUAUUUGAUAGAAUUAUUAUCUGUCGUGAUAGUGUUUAAUAGUGAUUCUUAUUCCAGAUAGAUGAAUAAAAUUUUGAUUUGAUCUAUUAGUUCACAUAACUAAGAUACUCUUAGCUUGACAAUGCGAUACUAUCGUAUUGAUAUGGGAAUUCCGAAAAUAUUUAAACUAAUAAAUCGUUAGGGAAAAUACUGACUACUUAUCUGGUUUGGUUAGAUUCUUAGAAUCACUAAAUCUAAUGUUUGUUUAGUGUAAUUGAUUGAACCGUGUUAAACGAAAGCAUUUCAUUCUAUUGUUUUAUCUUGUUUGAAUUCAUAGAAUCUGGAAGGUAGUAAUUUAUUACCGUUGUUAACAUGUUGACGUGUAAAUAACAGCUGCUUAUAUCACAGGUUGAAAUCAUGAGUCGAUUGAAGCUAGACCACCAUGGAAGACCUGGAAGCACUGGAUGGCUGUUCCGUCCCAGUAUGGGACUCCUCAGCAGUGCG
Molecule: messenger RNA, 3463 nt
Organism: Schistosoma bovis
Lineage: Eukaryota; Metazoa; Platyhelminthes; Trematoda; Strigeidida; Schistosomatidae
Source: the annotation of a GenBank genome assembly